Molecule: messenger RNA, 3896 nt
Organism: Sinocyclocheilus grahami
Lineage: Eukaryota; Metazoa; Chordata; Actinopteri; Cypriniformes; Cyprinidae
Product: protein tweety homolog 1-like
Exons: 15
Coding region: 1231-2988 (585 amino acids)
Cellular component (GO): smooth endoplasmic reticulum membrane; plasma membrane
Molecular function (GO): intracellularly calcium-gated chloride channel activity; volume-sensitive chloride channel activity
Source: RefSeq, a predicted model, not a curated record
CCCCAUACUCCCUUGGCACACAGAUACCCAUCUCUUCAUCCCUCGCUCGUUCUGUUGUUUUCAUUGUAUUUUUUUUUUAUUAAUCCCCCUAUCUAGGUUAAACCUCCCGGGCCACCGAGAGUCUAGCAUCUCUUCAACCCUUCCUUUCACCGCCCAUCACCUACUUCAUUUGUGGUUAAAGAGUGCAUUAAAUAAUCAUAAUAAGCAUUAAUGGGGAUUCCCUGAGAAUUGAAGCCAAACUGCAUGGAUUACAUUAGGAAAACCUUGUGGCAUGUCGUUAUUGUCUUUUUUUAUUCUUUAAUUUGACAAAAGAGCCUCUUGUAUGUGGUUUUCUCACAACUAAUCACCUUUCUUUCCAUCUCUGUCAUUAUGUGAUGUCAUGCACUCGGUCUAAAUACAGUACAUGUGUAAAUCCCUCCAUCCCUUUUUGUCUCUUGCACACAAACACCCACAGUGAGUGUGAGAGAGAGAGAGAGAGAGAGAGAGCCAAGUUCAGUCCUGAUCAUUGGGACCCUCAGGACCACACCAAUUUAAAUCUUCCAUUCACUUGCUUAAGUUAGACUCAAAUGUGUUUGAAUAUGGUAUAAUUAAAAUAAAUAUACCGAUUUCUAUCCCCACAAUAUAAAUAGCUUUUUUAUUAGCUAUAGUUGUUAGUAUUUUAAACAAACACUCUGCACUGGAAGGACUUCAUUUGCCCCUGGAUGUUAUGGAUUUGCUAUUUCUGCAGACAGAACAUUUAGUUUUUGUGGGAACGGCAUCGACGACAUAGUUGUGGAUUAUUUUAACACGAAUUCUGACUGAGAACAAUUAAUUUAGGAAGUUUUUUUUAUUUCAAUGACUCUGGGCGUUCUUUCGCGCGACUGUGGACGAUGAUUCAAGUUCUCCGCGGAUUUCAAAUCAAGAGUGAAACUGACGGAUAGGCGUCGGGAUUUGAAGGAGUCGUUCCUCUCUUGAAACAUCCCUCAGGGAUUCUCGCCUCUCUCCGAAGACCUGUUUCCCAUCAUCCGUCAGCGAGCACAAAGACCAGGCGCAUACUGGAACUGAAAACACUGUAGUUUUCUCCUGAAGCCUUAUACAACUCAGGAUGCAAACCGUUCCAACGGUCAGCGGGCUCUGUAAACGCAUCUAAUCGCAAACAAAUUCACACGAGCGUGACAGACGUGGAAGCACCCACAUUAGGCUGCUGCAAAUUAAGAUACUUGAGAAAGACAGAGGUGGUUUACAGUAGUCAUGGCAGCCAUAGCAACUGUCCCUAACUACACCCCAUCGAUAUGGGUACGGUUAUGCCAUGCCAUUCCUCGCCUGGACUUGACUCUGCAGACCCGAGGCAGCGUGUUCACUCCAGACAGCUGGGAGUAUCAGCAGACUCUUCUGGUCCUUUCCAGCUUCUCUGCCAUUGCUCUCGUCCUCUCGUUACUUGUAGUUCUCUCCUUCCUCAUCCACUACUGCUGCUGCCAUUGUGGUGAGGGCGGCCGGGAUGCAGAGGAAGAGGAGGAAGACGAUGAUGCCAGCGGCAGAAAGGGGCGGGGCAUCUGCUGUGUCACAUGGGUAUCGGUUGCAGCCGUCACAUUGUGUUGUGUUGCCAUAGGCAUCGGUUUCUACGGCAACAGUGAGGCGAACGAUGGGAUGUAUCAGUUGACCUCAUCCUUGCUCACUGCCAAUUACACACUGGCUUCCAUCGAUCUUCUGGUUUCAGACACCGUAGUCGGGCUGCAGCAGUCUGUCUCAGGGCCCUUGACCUCCAUGGAGGAAGUGUUCGGUGGACAUAAGCCGGCACUCGUGCCCACACGCUCCUGCAGGCGUCUGUCAGAGCGAGUCAUGUCUCUCCUCUCCAACCUGACACUGGGAAGAGGUCUGAUCCCCAUUGCAGAUGGAUUUUACAGGGCAAAUGGAAGUGAAAGCAUAGUGGCAGCGCUCACCCCAGCACCUCCUUCUGUAGCCCCCACUCUCAGUCCAUCCGCCAACAGCAUUCCUGCACCCUUCUCCCCUGGCUGGGCAGCAAACACACUCAUGGUGAAUGAAGACUACAGGUGGCUGUCAUACGUGCUGCUGCUUUUACUGGAUCUGGUGGUGUGUUUCUUUAUUCUUCUGGGUUUAGCCAAACAGGCCCGCUGGCUACUUAUUCUGAUGACAGUGCUGGCCUGGUUGGCUCUGUUUCUGAGUUGGGGAUCUCUCGGCCUGGAGACAGCCACAGUGGUGGCCCUGAGUGAUUUUUGCUUUGACCCGAACACUUUUGUGCUUAACUCCACUCACUUCAACUCUAGGACAAGCACAGAAAUCCUGGAUUAUUACCUAACCUGCAGCAGGAAAAUGAGCAGCCCUUUUCAACAGAUACUGACCCAGUCCCAGAGAGCACUUUCCAGCAUCCACUCUCACCUUUCCAGUCUGGAGAGAGACGCCCUCCCACGCUUUCCAAAGGCAGGGAAGUCACUCAGGGAGGUGCAGCAGAUCCUCAACACCACUGAGGGCAACUUUCACCAGCUGGUCGCACUUCUCAACUGUCGAGGGCUGAACAAGGAUUAUGUGGACUCUCUGAAAGGCCUGUGCUAUGAUGGGAUGGAGGGGUUGCUCUAUCUUUCGCUGUACUCGUUUCUCUCGGCUUUGGCGUUCACAGCUAUUCUUUGCUCCCUCCCUGGAGCCUGGAGGAGUUUCCACAGCAAUUCAGAGGAAUAUGAGGACUCCGACAGCGAAAGCGAGGACCCCUUCACUUCUCAUCAGGCACGUAGACCGACGGCCACGGGCUCCCAGCGAGGGGCCUUGCCCCCCUUCUAUAGUUACCAGGGGGCCGGCUGGACUCCCCCCUUUUCUAGCGCACCUCCGUUACCGACUCCAAACGUUUCCUCCAAUGGCAACCCUGGUUAUGAGAACCUGCCUUUGAGUGACAGGCAGUCCCCACCCCCCUCUUACUCUCCCAGCAUGCUGACUGGCUACGGCGGCAGUCAAUCACACUCCAACCCGUCCCAUUCAAGAAACCUGUACUCACACUAAUUAUUUUUCUGUACAGUAGAAAAGACAGAUAUAGAGCAAGGUUUAGUUUUCAUAUGGAUGGACACUUUAUGAGACGAGAGACUAAUUUAAAACUCUAGAUGUUAAAUAUCUGUGUGUAACGUCAGUACCAUUGAGUCAUUUGGGUGUAACAGACAGAAAAGGCUGUGCGCGUCAUAUAUAGUCGUCUGAUCCUAUCACUUCCUCUCCCUCUAGUGUCAUGCUGUACAUAGCUGGUGGAAACAAGAUGGUAUUGACGUUACAGUAGUGGUCUAUUUUUAAAUGUAUAACCACUUUAUUUUGGAGGUUUUAUAUUGUUACAUGUAGUCACAGAUACGUAGUGGCAAUGGCACAAUUUCUUUGUAUGAUUAUGCAGUUUUUUCUUCACCUUUCUUUCAUUUUUUUAAAUAUUUGACAGGACCCUAUUUUAUAAGUGGCAAUUCUGUAUGACCUUGUAUGCCCUCUGAUACAAUAUGAUUAUUUAUUUAUAUAAUAUAAAUAUAUAUAUAUUCACUGUAUAAACGUUUGAUUAAUGCAUUUUGAUGAUCAAAGAAAGAAAACAAAUCUGUAAAACAUUGUUGAGGGCUAGUGUCCGUUUCCUCUGCUGGCUCUGAGCAAUACAACUGCGUUUUGCCAUUUGCAAUACAAUGGCUACAAUGUAAGCAGCAAUAAUCAUCGGGACAUCUUGCAAACACCAUCUGUGUCUGUGUGUGUCAGAGGUUCUCAUGACAUGUUCGGUAUAUACCGUCUAUAGAUAUAUAUAUACAGUGGGGAAAAAAUAUAUAUAUAUAUAUAUAUAUAUUCAUUUGAAAUUGCAUCGGUCCCUUCUCUUGGCUAUCAACCUGUUGUUAAUCCUUAAAUAAUGAGUUUCUAUGCUCCUUUUGAAUGGCAUCCUUUUUCACUACAGAGUC